GGGCAGAGACUGGCAUGGCUGGCACCGUCCUGCCCGCGCCCGCGGGCACCGACCUGGGCUGGGGCCUCGAGGGGGCCCGAUGGCACCACAGCCGGGACUGGCCCCUCACCAGCAGUGGGGUGGGGCUGGAGAACCGGCCCCCACAGCCCUUCCCGCCCCCUGCUGCCCGCUCCACAGUCCAUGAGCCCCUGCCCCCUGGCGUGGAGCGGCCCCCACAGGAAGAGCUGAUCCGGCGCCUGGCGACCACCACGGGCCUCUGCCACGACGUGAAAACCCACGGAGGGGUCCUGGGGCAGCCCAGCUACCUCCUGCCCGCCCCGCUGUGGAGAGUCCACUGCAACAAGGAUCUCCGGGACAAGGCACACAGGGGGCUGGGGACCAGACGCCUGGGAUGGCUUUUGGGAUCUGCUCUAGGGUCCCCCGCCCGCUGUUGGGGGCAGGGAGAGGAAGGUUAUAGAUCAGGGCUGCAGCUCCGCGCCUGGCGGGUCCCGCUGACCCCGGGGGGCCAGCCCAGCGAGACCCGGCACCGGUUCUGCGGCUGGCCCAACCUGCCCCCCGAGCCCCACCACCACGCCGGCCCCCAGCCCUUCGCCCUGGCUGCCCACCACAGUGACGGCGCCUCCAAGUCCAUGGUGGCCAGCACCGAGAACAGGCCCCUGGCUGGAUCCGUCUUCUACGUCCGCGACGGGGCAGUUCUGAGCCGUCUGGACCCCUACGUCUCCGUCACCAGCCGGGACAUCCGUGCCUUCAGCCCGCAGGAGCUGCAGGGCCACGCCCGGAAAGACGCCCUCACCUACUGGCAGUUUGAGGGUUACCCAAAGGCCUGGGGGCACGGCCUCAAGGACCCCUCCCUGGGCAAGGAUGCGGUACCCCUCCUCCGACCCCCCAGCCUCCCACGCAACCCUGGCCUCUUGCCCAGCCCCACCCACCGUCCCCGCCUGCCAACGCUGGCCCCUGCUGUUCCACACCAGGGGGCGCUGAGCCUGGCACAGGAGUCCUAUGGGUCCCCCCGCUGCACCCCCAGCAGCCGGGGCCCCCCAGCCCGGCCCCCCACUGUCUGCCCCCCCGCAGCCAGGCCCCAGAUCCUGGCAGUGCCCCUGAUGUACCGCACGGAGUAUCAAUCUUAUGGGAGCAGCAAGCCUGGGCCUGUUUGAGGGGUCCCCCUCCAUACCCCCCCAUACUGUGCACCCCAACAUGCUACGAUACGUCACCCCGUGUUCUCUGGUCUGUCCUCCUUGGGAUGCAGGGGGCUCACUGAGGCCUGGUCCUUUCUCUGCCCCCCCGCCCGCUACCAGGACACCUGGGUUCUAUUUUUUGUGGGGGGGGGGGCUGCCACGCAUGAUUCUCAGAAGAGGACCCAGGUGUCCUGCCAGCUCCCCUCCCCCGUGCCCUUGGGGGGGAUUUGUCUGGGGGCACCACUCUUCAGGCCAGCAGGAUGCGGGGAUUUCUCACCUGGCAACGCAUCUGGCUCCAGCCCCCGGCUUCUGGGGGGAGCCCGGGUUGCCCUUGGCAAAGGAGACGUGAGUUGAGAGGGUGAAUGGCUCUGCCCCCUCCCCUCCCCAAGCCGGGAGAGAACCCAGGAGUCCUACAUCCCAGCCCCUUCCCCUCCCAGAGCUGGGAGAGAACCCAGGAGUCCUGGCUCCCAGCCUCCUGCUCUAACCACUAGACCCCCCUCUCCUCCCAGAGCCAGGAAGAGAACCCAAGUGUCCUGGCUGCCAACCCCCGCUCUAACCACUAGCCCCCACUCCCCUUCCAGAGCCAGGGAGGGAACCCAGGAGUCCUGGCUCCCAGCCCCCCUUGCUCUAACCACUAGUCCCCACUCCCCUCCCAGAGCCGGGGAGGGAACCCAGGAGUCCCCAGAGGCUGUGGCAGGCGAAGGGGCUGGCUGCUCGGACUCCGGGUUUGCCCUGGCAGACAGGCCGCGUGGGCCGAGCGCCCUAGUGACGUUGGCCUUGAAGUCGCCCCCUCCCUGUGCCGGGGGGGGUGGCCUUGGCUCCCCGCUGCGGCCAGCUGGAGUGGGGCGGGGGGACGGG
Molecule: messenger RNA, 2033 nt
Organism: Gopherus flavomarginatus (Mexican gopher tortoise)
Lineage: Eukaryota; Metazoa; Chordata; Testudines; Testudinidae
Gene: SAXO3
Exons: 6
Coding region: 15-1154 (379 amino acids)
Source: RefSeq, a predicted model, not a curated record